Molecule: messenger RNA, 2181 nt
Organism: Hippoglossus stenolepis (Pacific halibut)
Lineage: Eukaryota; Metazoa; Chordata; Actinopteri; Pleuronectiformes; Pleuronectidae
Exons: 2
Coding region: 260-1990 (576 amino acids)
Source: RefSeq, a predicted model, not a curated record
CAGCCGUUCAUGUGUAUUGGUGAUGGCAUACCCGCUAGCUAAAAAAACGAAGACACGGGCAUUUCCGCCCUCGUGGGCAGAAGACUGUGGCUUUGUUUUCCAUAAGGACCGUGCUGUGUGCACGUAAUGUUUUGAAAAUGUUGUGUGCCGAACAUCCAGUGUUAAGCGCCACUUUGAAACAUGGCACGAAAGAAGUUUCAAAGAUCAGGCAGACAAGGGAGACUCAAUCAAACGUGUAGUGUCCAGGGUCUAUCCUCAGAUGAUUCCUCCAAGGAUCGACCGACCUGAUCCGGGAGAUGCUAGAAAGUGGCAGGCUCAUCCUUACAGGGACACCAAGUCCAAACAAAUGAGAGUCAUUAGUAAUAGUGUAGAUUUGUUGUUUACAGACAAUAAAUACAGCUAUGAGAGUAUAGUUAUUAUGGAAGAGGACCCUGCAGUUAUUGAUUCAGCCACUUACCUGUAUGAGAGAAAUCCCAGUGCAUCAACUCUGCUGUGGUACAAGAAGGGGACACUGUUUGUUCUCAGAGGAAGCAGUUUUUUUCCUAGUAAAGAUCAUGGUGUCAUACUGGUAGGCCAUGGCAGCAAAGUUACCAAUGAAACAACCCGGCUGGCUGGUUAUGACUCAGAGAAUCUUGCCAGAUUUGUGUCAAUCCUAAAAACUCUACGAACCUUUGGUCAUCUUAGUACCAUCAGUCUCAUUAGUUGCAACAUUGGAAAUGACCAACACUUUAUGCUGCAGGUGCUACAAGUUCUCCGGUCUCUCAAUAUAGAAACAAAGCUGCACCUGUACAACUCCUUCUUGUCUGUGAGCUCUGAUGGUGAGAUAAUGACCAGAAAUGAUGGGAUCUGGAGGUCCCAUGACCUUAGCAGAAGAGUCAUUGCUGAACUGGACCAUACCUGCUGCAACCUGCUGACCAAAGUGGAACUUGGCUGCGCAGGGCCAGUGAGCCCUGAUUAUAAAGGAAAUACUUUGUCUCUUCAGACAUUUGAGUGGCCGAGCCAUCCUCAAAUGUUUGUUCCAAUGGAACUGCGCAAAAAGUACCCUUUUAUAGACUGCCUUGAAGGGCUUACUUGGAGCUUGUUCUUUGAGGAGAAUGAAAGAAGGCGUGCUCCUGAUCAUGUCCCAGACCAUGAUUUAAGACACGUGAGGGCAAUAUGGCUUAUAAAGCCAGGACCCAAAGAAGAAGAAAACAUUGUCUUCAAGCAUAUUGUUAACAUUCAGGAUCUACUAGUGGAGAUAAGAUACAAUGCCAGAGAGGAUGUUGCAACUGAUCUUUACUAUGUUCUCAAUGAAUGCAUUUACAAAGUAAACAGGAACAAUCUUAGUGUAAGUCUGGUAGGCAAGUUUAUUAGUACAGGAAAUCAGGCUGAGAUCGAACACUUCCGUCAGAAUUUCAAUGAGCAGCAGAAUGAGUCCUCCCUGCAGGAGCUGAGACAGGGUCUCAAAGCAUACAAAUUCAAUGACUUCUGUCGACAGACUUUCCAGUUCCAGCAGUGUAAUUAUAACUGUGAAAGAUGGGGUCGUUACUUCAUGGCAGCAGUGUUUUCAGCAUCUGUGCGUAACUUCAGAACCUUCUCACUUUUUCUCAUGAGUGUCAUAGGCUGUGAAGUAGGCCGCUCACAGGGGAUUGACAGCCCCCUAUGCACAGCAUUUGUUGGAGAUGACCACCCCAUGGUGAAUGAGCAACCCUGGCCUGAACAUCUGCAUCGAGGAUUCUAUGGUUGCACUGUUGAUGACUAUGAAAUGGCUCCACAAAACAGACAGAUUUGGUUAGAUCAAGUUGUUGCAAAGGAAAAUGCGCUUUACAUAAAAUCAAAGCAGAUGAUGAACACUGUCAACCACGAUGAGCAAACAGAACUGGACAUCUUUGGGCGGGUCAAAGUCAUGAAUAAAUAUGUUUUCUCAUCUUAUCUAGAAUUCUUUCGAGGUACGCCUGAGGGAAAGAAGCUCAAGAGAGGAUGUACACCUACGUUCCAUGAAAAUCCGUAAUAUUGGUCUAACGUACUAAUGUAAUUUAUAGCAUCUAGUAUUUUGAACAGAUGUGCCUGACGCUGAUAUAGACUAAGCUUGCUUGCAAAAAUAGGAGAAUGGAAAUUAUCUUUAUAUACUAAAUAAAAGCAAUAGAAUAGCUGUUACAUCAGAAAAUGAUCCUUUAAAUAUAAACUACUGUUUUCUUCUCA